Molecule: messenger RNA, 5218 nt
Organism: Spirodela intermedia
Lineage: Eukaryota; Viridiplantae; Streptophyta; Magnoliopsida; Alismatales; Araceae
Source: the annotation of a GenBank genome assembly
AUGCGAACGCCACUGCUGGCCCGGUAGUACCCGUAGUAGUAGCAGCUCCUCGGGGCGGCGGAGGACCUAAUCGGCGGCGACUUCGCGGUGGCGGCGGACCUGCUCCGCUGCAGCAGCGGCAGAGAGCGGAGGAGGUUGCUCCUCCUUCCGCCACCGCCGCAGUUGACACUAAUGCUUUUACCAAACCUCCAGAAGGACGUCAUCUGCUUGCCCACAGAAGAAGGGCUGUCGCCUGCUGCAGACUCUUCGCCGGCGGGCUGAUCUGGAUCUGGUGGCCCCGCCGUGGGGAAAGAGGAGAGGGGGAGGAGGAAGCCAUUGGAGAAGAGCUGGUCGGCGACGGCGGGGUCCUGCUUGGGUGGGUCGGUGGGGAUGGAGAAGACGAAGUCGGAGGAAGGGGAGACGAGGGGUCGGUGACAGUGUGGGUUCUCAAGGGGGUCGUCGAGGUUCCAGGAGAAGGAGAUCCUCGGGCUGGGAAUCUCCCCGGCGGGUGGCGACGCCAUCUCCCCAGCCCAGAUCUCCGACAGGAGGUCCACUGACAUCCGUAAGCUUAGAACAAGGAGGAGGAGGAGGAGGAGGAGGAGGAGGAGGAAGAAGAAGAAGAAGAGGAAGAGGAAGAGGAAGAGGAAGAAGAAGUGAAGUCUCCCUCUGUUUUGUUCUUCGCCCCGCCUUUUGACGUCGAGAUGCCUCUAGAGAAUACACGCCAGAGAAAGAGAGAGAGAGAGAGAGAGAGAGAGAGAGAGAGAGAGAGAGAGAGAGGAGGAUGGGUAAGAGAGUGCGAGAGCGUGAAGUAGGGGUAAAUGGUUUGAGCCGUUGCGUGGAGAGAAGUCACGGGAAAUCCGCUGCUCGCUCGCUGAAUAGUUUUCGAGUCAUCGCCAGGGGACCCACGAGCCUGUCUCCAGAUUACACGUCAUUAUUCCUCGGAAUUUUACUGAUUGACCCCUAUUAAUCUAAUUUUUCACGCUUUUAUACUCGACAGCUGGCAUAGAUCCCACAAAAUAAUCUUAAUCGUCGCCACCCGAAGUCCCUAAACCUCCACUUCUACCCGUCAAUGUUCUAAAGGUUGUUAGCAAAGAGAGAGGCUAGGAGCCACGUGGCAUAUGACAUCGAUGCAUCAGGGCUAUCCCAGCCACAUGUCACACCAGCCAAUUGCCAUGCCAAUGCUUAUGUGGAUUUUCAUAUCAUUUUUAUUUUUGUCAAUAUUCGUAUUAAUUGAUGCAUUAGACAUACAUGCAUGAGAUUUACACGGAUAAUUCUGUGAUCAUGGGCCCUAAUUUAUCAAAUAUCAUUUAUUUACCCAGCUAUCAAAGUCUCACCAUAUACAUACAUAUAUGAAUGCAUUAGAUAUUAAUGGAUAUUCUGGAAAUUAGGCAAAUGGUAAUAGUUUCCUCCAUAUUUUUUUAUACGCCAAGAUAAUAUGCCACCCAAAAUUUUUUUGCAAAAAACACACACAUGAAUUUCUAAUAUUUAGUAAUUUUUUCUCUUAGAUGUUCAAUCAUGAAUAAAACAUUUUAUUUUUUAAAAAAUGGAAAAAUGAUAUAGUUAAAUCAUCAGAUGAAACUUAUGCUCAUAAUCUCUUCUACUUAUUAGCUGCUGUUUUCCAAUAGUAGAAUGUGCCUCUAAAACCUUUGUAACCUCUCCAAGAAAAAGAAAAGAAAAGAAAAUAAAAUAAAAGAAAAGAAAAGAAAAAAGAAAAAUAGAAUUCAAAACAUAAUUUCUAAAAAUAGUAGCUAUUGAUGUAUUAACACGAGCAUUCCGAGAAUUAUCAUAGUAAUGAUCAUAGCCUUCACUCUACUUCUUUUUAUGAGCCCCUAGUCAACAAGUUUGACUUCUCGUGGACCCACCACAGUACGGGUUCUGAGAUGGUCAAUGGGCCGUGUAGCCCAGAAGCACAGCCGGCCCAUAGAGCAAGGGUCUGUCUGUCUGUCUGUCUCCCCCCCUCUGGUUGGGUCGAGCAGGUUGACUGAAGGGUUGAUGAAUCGAAUCGCCGUGGGUGUUUUUAAAAUGCUUGUUGACCACGAUGGGACCGGUAUUUCGAAUCUCUCCUCUCUCUCUCUCUCUCUCUCUCUCUCUCUCCUCGUCUCCGUCUCUCUCUUUCUCUCUCGACGGGCUUCGAAUUGGCAAGUCGUCCGAAAUCUUCCAAGGAACGUAACUGUCUUACUCUUGGACCCGUUCCCUUCCCCCGGUAGGUGAGAAAGUCCAAUCUCUCAUCUCUCUCUCUCUCUAUCUCUCCCUUUGAGUGCUUCUUCUCCGACGCGGUUGGAUUCAGAAAAUCGUAGCUGUUAGAACUUCUCCGCUUGUUCUCUCGCUUUCUUCACCUUUGUCGGGCUUCUAUUGUGCUUCGACCUGUGCAUCUAGUCUUUGCUGCCGGAGACUGAGUGGAAUUGCAGAGGGGGGGAUUUUGGGAGGAGACAGUGGGGGAAGAAGGGAGGCAGACAUGGUGAACUGGGAGCUGAAGGGCUGCUGUGAGCGCGACCAAGUCGUCUUCAUCACGACCAUCGGCGUCUUCACUGUCGUGAUCCUCGCCGUAAGUUAUCUCUUUCCUGGCUUCCUUCCCCAUGCUCCGAUGCUCGAUAACAGGAUCCUCUUCCAACUCGUCCUUAUGCUCGAAAACCUUCAUUUUUUUCCUACUUCGCGCUCACAAAUUCUACAGCCGUUGGGUGAUUUAUUGUUGCGGUUAGACUUGGAAAUGCCACUUAAAUCUAGUCUAUUGAUGGAAAUCUACGCGACUGAACCAUCAUGAUACAACUUCGUCUCCUGAUCUAAUUUUCCAUCGAAUUAUUAGUUCUUUCCUUCCAUGAUUAUGUGUUCCCCCGUGUCAUGCUCGUUUAAUUGUGUUGUUUUUCUCGUCGCACUAUUUUCCUCUUCAAAUUUCUAGAAUCUAGUUGUUCUUUACGUUGUUAUUAUUAUUAUUAAUACUAUCAUUAAUCUUUGUAUCUUUUAUCGUCUUCCCUUUUGCAGCUCUGGAGGACGUUUCUGCUGACACCCUUUAAGCUCAUUACGGUAUUUCUCCACGAGGCGAGCCAUGCUAUUGCAUGCAAACUAACUUGUGGACGGGUAAGAUACUUUGGAUUAAAUGUUGCAGCCCAAGUUACUCGUACUCACGUGGUGGUUCUCUUUCAUGAUUUUAGAUGACAUCUGUUGCUUUAACUCUGCUGGGAUUUCAACUUUUAUGGAACUGUAUCAACUUUCUAAUGUUGUCGUGCUACUGAUCAUUCUUUUACGAUGGUUCAAUUACCAAUGCGGCAUGUUUGAUGCCUACUACAUGCGUUGGGAAUGAAGGUAGAGAGGGCUUUCUUGAAGCCAUUGUUAACAAUUACAUAAGACAUAGUUUCUUCUCUCACUCCAAUAUCUGUUUUUCAUUAUGAUACUCCCUCCAAGAUCUGGAUAGGCCCUGGAUGGGACUUUUUUUAUAUGGUAACCUCUUGGUGGCUGGGAUAUUAUUUUUGGAAGAUAUUUAGAAAAUAUUCUUAUCUAAAUGGACCUACAUGUUUGUAUAGUCUGAAUUUCGAUUAAUUUGAAUUUAGUGAGCGUAACAUCAUACAGGAAACAGGUUUGCAAAUUAUUACAGAUAGAGUUUUGUUCAAGGUGAAUUUUGAACGUGAUAGUUCAAACAUUUCAUUAAUGCUUCUGCACACCGAGCUGAUUCAUUAAAUAAAUUUUUAUUCCAAUGUUUCAUUCUAAUGAUGGAGCUACCAGCAAUUGCCAAGUGAAAUUUAACAUAAGUAUAUGAGACGCCCUAGUUAUUUGUGAUUAAAUCAUUUGUUUUAUGGAUAUGAUGGUGAGUCAACUGAAAAAUGAAUUAUUCCAGGGAUCAGAAAUUGUAUAUGUUUAGUGCUAUCAGCCAACUACUGAAGAGGGAUUUGAUGGUGGACGGUAUCAUAGUUUAGACACGAGUAAACAUCCCUGCUGAUUGAAUAAGUCAUUUCAGAUAUCUAAUCCUUUUGUUUUUGCUCGAUAGCUUAUCAAUUGGCAGCUCCCAUACCACCAAUUAUUGAAACGUACUGGCCUUUAAUACUUUCCAAUAAUGUCUACAGUGGACAUCUGAAAUUCCAAUGUUUGUAGGAGAGUUCCCAUUAAUCGACUUUGAGUGGACACUGCCACCAUGCUUCUGGUGAAUGACGACAAUUACAAGGGCAACGAAUAGUAAUGAUUUUCUUUUGGGCGAAUGUUGAAUUUCAAUCAUUAUUUGCCCAUUUGAUCCGGUGGCUAGUACUGACGUAUCAGUAACUCAGUAGGUAGGAAUUCAGUUGGAUCAGUGAAGAAAGAUGGGUCCUUUUGUUGCAGAAAGUAUUAGAGAAAACCAACACAGCAAGAACAAUCUUGGGCCUGGAAUAAUCAGAAGAUCUAACAUAAAAUAUGGUAACUUUAUUUCUCUAUAAAUUAUACCAAAUAUCAAAUCUAUAGAUAGUCUUUAUGAAUUUUUUAUACUUCUUACGUUGUCUUUAUUUCCUAAAAUUUAUUUCUCUACGUCGGUAUGCAUAAAAUUUAAUUAAGCAUGUAAUUAUUGAAUUUUCAACACUUUUUAGUAAAACCAUUUGUGAAGUCUGUGAAAGGAAUGCUUUUUUAGACAAUCUUUAUCUUGGCAUGCUUAUUGAUUUAUUAAAUAUGUACCUCUAUUUCUACUGCAAGAAAUCACAUCUUUUCGCAUCUUGUGCAAAAAUUUUGAAGUCCAAAAAUAAAAAGAAGAUUAAUUUUUCCUCAUUGCCGUGGAUUCCGUUCUUCACAAUUUUAUUCAGAUACUAAUUCCAGCAUUCAUCAAUUAGAUUUCCCUUCAAAAUAAUUUUGCAUCCAGGAAUUUUCCCACAGCAUCACUUAAUAACAAUUGUCACUCAUCAAGAGCAUGAGAUACUAUGUCCUUUUAUGGACGAGCCUGCGGUAACUGCUGAAGACCUGAAGUCGGGAAAUCUACACAUUCCAAGGCAAGCUUUUAUUAGGACGCUGAUACUAUGAUGACGCUCAAACUAUGAUGUGAGGCUUACAUCUGAUUUAAUAAGAAAAGUUAGCUUGAAAGGAAUAUCGUAAUUUGAAUAAAAAUCAGCUGAUUUGGAUCGGAAUUGGAUUCCUGCCAGAGUAUAGAAAUGAGAAUGAGAUGAAGCAUAAAAAGGCUUUUGAAAAAUCCCAAUCUGAUGAAGAGGACGAGGAAGGAUCGAAAGUAAGAAGAAGAUGGAGAAGGGGACGAAAAAGAAGAAGAAGACCAAAAAGGAGAAGAAGAAGAUGA